Messenger RNA from Lemur catta (Ring-tailed lemur), 549 nucleotides. Its product is annotated as P antigen family member 3-like. The record is from RefSeq and is a predicted model, not a curated record. The transcript is spliced from 5 exons. Lineage: Eukaryota; Metazoa; Chordata; Mammalia; Primates; Lemuridae. Bases 116 to 469 code for a protein of 117 amino acids.
GCCGUUACUGUGCGUCGGCUUUGCUGUUCACGUUGUGAACAGAGCAGCGCCACAGGGUGUCGAGUUCUUGUCGCGUUAGUUCUUUUUCACUGACUGAGAUUCAACUGUGUGAAAUAUGAGUGAGCAAGUAAGCUCAACAUCUAAAUCUGGAGAGAGAGGAGAUGAAGAACAAGAAUCUUCUCAGCCAGUUGAGCCUGUGGUUGCCGCCCAGCAGCCCAGUGAGGAGCAACCUCAACAAGAGGAGCCCCCAGCUGAAACUCAGGAUAUUGCACCUGGUCAGGAGAGAGAAGACGAAGGAGCGCCUGAGGUUCAAAAUGAAGAACCUGAUAUAGAAGCUAUUUUCCUGGAAUUCUCUCAGACAAAGACUGGAGGUCAACGUGGAGAUGGUCCUGAUGUAAGGGGGGAGCUUCUGUCAAAUCUAGAACCCAUUCAAGUGCCAGAAGCAGGUGAAGGGCAACCACAGGUUUAAAUGAAGACAAGGUGAAACAAUGCAAGCUGCUCCUAUACUGGAGGUUUGACUUAAAAUUAUCUCAAUAAAGUUUUACAGUU